Adineta ricciae is the source of this 825-nucleotide messenger RNA. Lineage: Eukaryota; Metazoa; Rotifera; Eurotatoria; Adinetida; Adinetidae. The record is from the annotation of a GenBank genome assembly.
AUGAAUGACAGUAGUUCACUGGAAUUCAAUCAAAGCACGUCGUGGGAUGUUGAAAAGAAGACUGACCGAGGAAUUUUGAAAAAAUAUCGAGCAGCAUAUUGGAAACCAUGUUUAAUCGGAUUACUUCUUGGUUGUCUUUGCGCAGGAAUUGCUCUUGGUGUUGUAACAACACAAUUCAUUCAAGAUGAACAGAAAUCGAUGACAACCACGAGUUCAACAUCGACGACAACAACUUCCGCAACUACGACGACAUCCACGACAACUUCGACGACGUCUACGUCAACAUCGACUUCAACAACGUCCGCGACAACUUCCACCAGUUCCACAUCAUCUACAUCAUCUACCUCGACAACGUCUACAACUUCCACGACGUCUACAUCAUCGACAUCCGCAACAACUUCUACGACAACAACUACCUCCACAACAUCAACAACUACAACAACAUCAGUUGCCCUUCCAUCUCAAUGUUCCAGUUAUACUACGAAUUCGGAUUCAACUCGUAAUGUUGCCGACAAGAGUGUUACUGAUUGUGAUAGUUCUGCAUUUAGUUCAACUGGAGUUUGGAUUCGCUUUAUAAGUCCAGCUGGAACAAUGAUCGCCACCUAUGAUCCUGGAUAUUAUUAUUGUGGUACUGAUGCACCUGGUUGGUAUAAGGAUUCUUACCCAACAUCCGCUGGAAGUACAGUUAAUGGCACUGUUUGUUAUUCUUGGUCUGGAAAUUCAUGUUUAUGGUCGAAUACGAUUUUAAUUACGAAUUGCAGUACUUUCUACGUUUUUCUCCUGAUUGACACAGCAUUCUGCAGUUUAAGAUACUGCACUGUAUAA